Ostreobium quekettii is the source of this 564-nucleotide messenger RNA. Lineage: Eukaryota; Viridiplantae; Chlorophyta; Ulvophyceae; Bryopsidales; Ostreobiaceae. The record is from the annotation of a GenBank genome assembly.
AUGGCGACAGCAGCCACAAGCAAAUGUCUGUCAGUCAAUGGGGACAGCGAAGGUCAAGAUGGGAGUCAAUAUGAUGGCGACGGUGCUGAUGAGGGGCAGGGAACGUCGGCAGGCGAUGGCCUGCCCAAAUCGCUGCGGGAGGUCUACAAGCUGUCGAAGAGGAGAACACCGGGAAGCCACCAGGUGCCGGAAAGGCUACCAAAAGGCGGACGGCAGGGCGAGGGGCUGCAGCAUGUGUUCCAGGCCGUUGGACUGGAGGCCCCUGCAGAUCUGGAGCCGGACGACGGGGCGGCUGCACUGCCAGCACAGCCGGCGCCCAAGGCGGUGCAGAAGGCGCCUCAAAUCACGCCCGCCCAGGUCGUACCUUUCGACUAUGGUGCCGCGCCUCCCUUGGGAUCGGAACCACAAAAACAAGGCCAGCGGGGGGUCCCUGGCGGCGCUGGACGCGAUAGGGGUAGAAAGCGAGGAAGGGGCGAGGAAGCUGACGCGAUGAAGAGGGGGAUGGACCGAAGGGGCUGCACUGUGCGGCCUUUGUCUGGGAAUCGAUCAAUGACCUUCAAGUGA